GGGCGGCGGGCGAGAACUGUUUGUACCCGCCCGUCUCCCGUUGUAUCAAAAGAGCCGCUCCGAGGCGCGGGGCUGGCGGCGUCCCUCUCCUUCUCGCUGCCGGUCGGCGCUCCGCUCAGUCGCUGGUCUUCCACUUUUGCUAGCCCGCUCGGCGCCUCGCGGCAGGGACGGCUUCUCGACCUGGACGGGCUCCUUCCUUGCAGCGGCAGCUCUUCUCGCGGAGAAGCGGACCGGCGAGGUCCCCAGCAGGAGCCCGCAAUCCAGGCGAGGGAGCGCGCCGCCUGCCUGGGACGCCCAGCCGCCGGCCGUUGCGCGCCACAGGUUGUCCUCCUGGGGCCACCCCUGCAGCUGCCGCAUGAGGUUCGCUGAGCGGAGAGCACAUCUUCGGGGAAGCCGCGCCGCUCUCUCGCUCCGCCGCCAGUGCCUGCAGCCCCGUCUCCCUCCCGCCGGGGCCAUGAACUUCUCGCUGGGCAAUCAGACCGAGGCGCUGGGGCUGCUGCUGGCCAACAGCACUGACUCUCUGGAGCGAGCGCUCCAGUCCUUCACGCCGAAGUCCGUGGUGACCGACGACGGCUUCGUGGUGGCCACGCCGGACGAGAGGAGCCUGUACAUCAUGCGGGUGGUGCAGAUCGCCGUCAUGUGCGUCCUGUCCCUCACCGUCGUGUUCGGCAUCUUCUUCCUCGGCUGCAACCUGCUCAUCAAGUCCGAAGGCAUGAUCAACUUCCUGGUGAAGGAUCGGAGGCCGUCCAAGGAGGUGGAGACGGUGGCGGUGGGCCCUUACUGACCGCGGUGCCGCCCAGGAGCCCGCUUGGCCACUCCAGCCGCGGCGGGGACUCGGAAGCGACCUUUUGCUGUUGCCUUUCCCGGAAGGCAGUUCCGGCCGUGGAAGCAAUUCCUGGCGGGCGAGGGAGAAGCAAGCCUCUUUCCCGACGGGCCGGGCAUGAUAGUAGCGGGGAGUCAAGGGAACUCAGUCCGAAGCCAGCUGGGAUGACUUUUGACUGGACGUGGGGGGAGGGAGGUGAAGUCGCCGCGGUUUUACUUCCCUCGACCUCUGGGCAGGUGGGGGAAGAGCCCCAACCUCGUCGGGCAGUGAGGAGA
This is a messenger RNA of Candoia aspera, 1098 nucleotides long. RefSeq names its product reprimo, TP53 dependent G2 arrest mediator homolog (gene RPRM). Lineage: Eukaryota; Metazoa; Chordata; Lepidosauria; Squamata; Candoiidae. The record is from RefSeq and is a predicted model, not a curated record. The transcript has a single exon. Bases 356 to 784 code for a protein of 142 amino acids.